UUACAGGACUGGGUGACAGCUACAGAUAUAAGAAUUGUGCUAACACGUAUGAACACAUUUGGUGACGAGAUCUUUGGAGAUCCCCGUGUAUUGAGAUCAUAUUUCUACGCUGUCGAUGACUUGGCAGUAGGAGCAAAAUGUAAAUGUAAUGGUCACGCAAGCAGUUGUGAGAUAGCACCUAACCGAGAGCUGAUUUGUGAGUGUGAGCACAACACCACCGGUCCUGAUUGUAACAUUUGUAAACCAUUCUUCAAUGAUCGCCCCUGGGCCCGAGCCACAGAGGAAGAACCUGGGGAAUGUAGACCGUGUGACUGUAAUGGUAUGAGUGAGGAAUGUUACUUUGACGAGGAUCUGUACCGUGAGACAGGACACGGAGGUCACUGUACUAACUGUCGUGAUAAUCGUGGAGGUAUACAUUGUGAGGAGUGUCUACCGAACCACUACAUAGAGCAAAGGACCAAUAGGUGUACCGCCUGUAACUGUGACCCUACUGGGUCAGAAGAUUUACAGUGUAAUGACCAGGGUCAGUGUCAAUGUAAGCCUGGAGUUACUGGUCAAAGAUGUGACCGGUGUGAGGAUAAUUAUUAUGAUUUUGGUAUCUAUGGUUGCAGACCAUGUGGCUGUGUGAUGGAAGGUAGUCUUGACAACCAACCAAGAUGUGACUCUGACACUGGUGCUUGUCUCUGUAAACAGUUUGUAGAGGGACAGAACUGUGAUAGAUGUAAGCCUGGAUAUUUUGGUUUAGAGAAGGAGAACCCCUAUGGUUGUAUCUCAUGUUUCUGCUAUGGUCAUUCUUCUAUCUGUACUAAUGCUACAGGAUACUUCCCUAGACCCAUACAUACAGAUUUUGAAACUGGAAAGCAAGGAUGGACUGGAAUAGACAGAGGUAACAAUGAGAUACAGACACAGUAUAACGGCAUACUACAAAACCUGGGUGUUUCAGCACCUGACGGGAUUGACAUGGUCUAUUUUAAUGCUCCAGCACGUUAUUUGGGUGAUCAGAGGUUCAGUUACAACCAGUUUCUGUCCUACAAGCUUAGAAUAGGAGAGGAAGUCAGUGCCACACCUUCCAUUGUUGACAUCAUUAUCGAGGGAGCGGGGCAGAGAAUCUCUGCACCAUUCUAUUCCCAAGGCAACCCCACACCAGGACUGGAGUCUGCUGAGUACAGGUUCCGUUUAAAUGAGCACCCUGAUUACCGCUGGUACCCACAACUUAAGUCCGAGCCUUUCCUGACAAUCCUGGCUAAUAUCACAGCCAUCAAGAUUAGAGCUACCUACAGUAAAGGAGGGGUAGGAUUUGUGGAUGAUAUACAUCUAGACACUGCCAGGCGAGGGUUUAAUGGUGAAGAGGAGGCGUCCUGGGUGGAGUCCUGUACCUGCCCAGAGGGUUAUGUUGGCCAGUUCUGUGAAUCUUGUGCCCCAGGCUUCAAGCGUGAUCCUCCAAAUGGUGGACCAUUCUCAUCCUGUGUACCAUGUGAAUGUAACGGACAUUCUGAUCAGUGUGAUGCGAAUCAGGUAAGAUUAUUUUGUUUGACUAGGGGCCGAUGUAUUUGUAAUGACAACACUGUUGGAGAUUUCUGUGAGAGAUGUGCUGUAGGUUUCUAUGGAGAUGCCAGGGAAGGGACGACAGAUGAUUGCCAGCCAUGCCCGUGUCCUGGUCAGGGGCCAUGUGUACAGUUACAGGGUGGUGAGAUAGUCUGUACGGCUUGUGAAGAAGGAUAUGGAGGAAAUCUUUGUGAUAUAUGUUUGGAUGGUUUCUAUGGAGACCCUAAAGGUUGGUACGGUGCAGAGAGACCUUGUGAAAGAUGUCAGUGUAAUGGCAACAUUGAUCCCAAUGCUGUUGGAAAUUGUAACAGAACAACUGGAGAAUGUAGAAAGUGUAUAUACAGUACAGCAGGAUUUUACUGUGAUAAAUGUUUACCUAAUUACUAUGGUGAUGCCCUAGCUGAUGAGAAGGGAGAUUGUCAAGCAUGUAGCUGUUACCCUUCUGGCACCCUCACUGCUGGUGUCAUCUCCUGUAACCCAGCAACAGGUGACUGUCCAUGUCAGCCGAAUGUUAGAGGGAGACAGUGUAAUGAAUGUGAGGAAGGUUAUUGGAACCUCGACAGUGGACAAGGUUGUGAGGCAUGUAACUGUGAUCCUGAAGGUUCUCUCAACAACACCUGUAAUCUCCUCACUGGACAGUGUGAGUGUAAACCAGGAGUGACUGGCAGAAUGUGUGACCAGUGUCAGAGAUUUUACUACGGAUUCUCAAUAGUAGGAUGUACAGCGUGUAAUUGUGACCCGGAGGGAUCAUUGGACAUGCAGUGUGACCAGUAUGGUAACUGUCCUUGUGUUGCUGGUGUCGAGGGUAAACGAUGUGAUAGAUGUAUGGAAAACAAAUAUAACAUCACCGCCGGAUGUAUUGAUUGCCCACCAUGCUACAGCUUGGUUCAGGAGAGAGUCAACAUUCACCGUGGAAAGUUACGAGAAUUGAACAAUUUAAUUUUGAACAUUGGCAAUGAUCCUACAGCAUUUAAUGACACACAAUUCCUAACUCAGCUUACGCAAGUCAAUGACUCUGUCAAUGUUCUCUUGGAUGAGGCCAGAGGGGCUACAAGUGAUAAUGGCACUAUGGGUCAGCAAUUACAGACAUUGAAAGACAAUAUCUUAGAAAUGUUGAACCGAUGUGGUCAGAUUACCAAAAAUAUCCUGACCGCCGGAGAAACUGCCCAGAGCAGCAAUGACGAUAUAAUGAAGGCUGAGGAAGCUAUAUCAAGGGCAGAGACGGCAUUGAAGGCAGCAGAGAAUUAUAUCGAUACAGAGGGUCAGGCAGCCUUACAGCGUGCUAAAGAUGCUCUCAAAAACUUUGGUCAGCAGUCCGCUCAGAUGACAGAAAUUGCUACAGAAUCUAAAGAGCUGUCUAUGAGGCAAUUGGAGGAAGCUAAGAGAAUUGAGAUGAUGUCUAAGAAAGCCAUGGAAACUUCCAAUGAGGCUCUCCGACUUGCCAUGGAGACCUUACAGAUGCCAGCAAAUAUUCAGCAAGAUAUCCGUGACAUCAGACUCCGAGCUGAUGAAGCUGAGAGGAAGUAUGAUCGAACCAAGUUCUUUGCUGAGAAAGCAUUGAACAUGUCUAUGGAGGCAUACAAGGAAGCUUUAGAUCUGUACUCACAGGCCACCUCUCUACAGCUGCCAGCUGUCAAUGUCAAUGAACUCCUGGAUGAGUCUAACAGGAUCAAAGAGGAGGCAGCAGAAAUUAAGCGUGAUGCUAUGGAAUUAAUUGCCAAGAAUGAAGAUUUAUUGAAAGAGGUGGUUGACCAGAGACAGACAGCACAGGACUUACUUGAUAGUGGAAUUAAACAUCAACAGAGAGCAGAUGGAUUAUUAGCAGAUGUAGACAGUGCCAGAGCUAAGGCAAGAAAUGCUGUUGAAAUGGGGGAGAGAACUUUGAAAGAAGCUAAUGAAACUCUGCAAACUCUUCUAGGAUUUAACCAGGUGGUUCAGGACAGUCGAGGUAAAGCUGAGGAGGCCCUGAAGGAGGUUCCAGAGAUUGAGGCCCUCAUACAGGAGGCGGAGGAUCGCACACAAGACGCUCGUGAUGCCCUCAGUGGCGCUGAGAGCGAUGCAAAUGAGGCAUUGAGUAUUGCAGAGGAGGCUGAACGUGUGGCUCAGGGAGCCUCCGAUGAGGCAAGCAGGAUUCGUCAAGAUGCACGCAGAACAAAAACAAAAGCAGAGGAUCUUAAAGAUCAAGCUGAUCUCCUAGCUGAUGAUGUAAAUGAAUCAGAGGAACAAGUUAACAAUCUCAAAAUAGAGGCUGACAAUGAUAAAACAUUGGCAGAAAAUGCUUUGCAGCAAGCUGGACAAGCUAAACAGACAGCUAAGGACGCUGCUGACAAAGUUGCUGAUGCUCUUGCCAAGGUUGAAAACAUCAGUAGCAUUCUAGCUACAUUGAGAGAUUUGGACACAGCCGAGUUGGAUAGACUAGAAGUAGAACUAGCUGCAGCAGAACAAACUCUAAAGGACGCAAAUCUUGACAAGCAAUUUGUCAGUCUUACCAACGCAAAUGAUCAGGUAAAGAUGUAUGUACAAGAUUACAGACAAGAUUUAUCUGAUCUUGAAGCUGAUGUGUUGAAUAUCAAGGAUAUUAUGGAAUCUCUGCCAGAUGGCUGCUUCAAAAACAUUGAUAUUGAAACUCCUACAGCACAGUAGAUAAUGACAUUGUUCAUUGUAAUAUAAACACUGAUUUAAUGUUAAUCAUCAUGUACAGAUUGUCAUAGACUUGAAACCAAAGUGUCGCUAUUUUUUACUCAUUAUUCAUUGGUGUUGACAAGAAUCUGCGUGUGUUUUUUAUUGUCAAUCUUAUUGACAUGAGCACUGUGUAAUCAAAGAAAUUGUGAUUUUGUGAAGUUAAAGAGAAAGCCAAUGUAUGUCUUAAUGAGAAAACUUCUGAGAAGUAGUUUGUUUUUGUCGUUUUUUUUUUCUUUCUUUUACAUAAAAUGCUAGGAUUUGUUGUGGCAUUACUGAAAAUCGUGUACAUAGAUUUUUUCAGUUGUCUUAUAGUUUGCCAUCUUAUAUUGAAUGAUGCCCAUUUUAUGUCCUUCUGUAUAGAUAUUUAAACUUAUUGAUAGAAACAUAUGUCAUACAUUGCCUAGAUAUGUUUAAUCAAUGUUGCAUGCGUAUUUAUGGAGUGUAUCAUAUACUAUUGCAAUCUUUUUUUUUUUGUUACACAGAAACAGAUUUACACCAAAAUGCAAGUGAAAUGGUAAAAUCCAAGCCCAAAAAUGUUAACAUCAAAUAUUUUACAAAUCAUUUCAGAAAUUCAUUAAAAUUUACUAUUUUGAAAUACAUGUACCAUACAUUGAGAAAGAGAACAUUUUGGGGAGAAAUGAAAUCUACUUUUCUGAUAUACUGUACUAAAGAAGACAAUAAAAAAGGUUUUAUGUUUACUUGCAUAUAAGGCAUGGUUUUGUCUACUUUGUGUUUUAAGGCAUAUGCUGCAUGCUGCGCCUUAUAAGCAGGUGAAUAUGAAAACAAUAAACAGACACCUUGUCUUAUAACUUGUCAGUCUAAUAGAUGAGUAAUUAGUGAUUCAAAACUUUCUUAUAGGUGAGAAAUAAGUAAUACAUACAGAACUGUCUUGUUACUAAGUAAUUACUGAUAUAUAUAACUGAUCAACAUUUACAUGUAUAUUUAUAUGGCCAGUAUAUAUGUGUGUAUGUAUAGUAUAUGUUCAAUUCAUCGUAAAUUGACUGGUGGGUAAACUUCUAUAUCUAGUGAUAUUACGCUUGACCCUACCCCAUUGACCAUUGAUCAAAAUGUGGCAAACAGGAGAAAAUGAACUGUGUAACUUGCAUGUCUUUUUUGUAUGAUACUGUAUAAUUCAAUUUUUACAUCUUAGGUUUAUACAAUUUUUGAAAUAAAGUUUUGUAUUUACUUUCAAAUUGAAAUGAUCUGUGUUAUAUAUUUGUUUUAUUUUGGAACAAACUAAACCAGGACUAAUAUCUAAUGAUUAUGUACUGAAUUUUUUAACAUUAAAGUAGCUGAAUUUGUAUGGAUAAUUUUCCUUUUUUCGUGAUUUUUUUUUAUAAGUAAAGUAAAUUUUGCAGCUUGACAAAAAUAUUUUUAGCAUAAAAUUUCGAAAAGGAAGUACAACAUGCGUUUUACUUUCAGACACAAAAGGUUGUUCAAUUUACAUGUUGUUUUUUAUCUCUUGAAUUUGUAUGAACAUUUACAUUUUUAAACAAAAAUAAUCUUUGUACGAUAUAUAUAUAUAAACAAUUUACAGUUUUAAUUUUAUAUUUGACAUUUUACAAGUGAGAUAUUAAUAAGUACAUAAAAAACAAAGUUUACAAUGAAUCUAUGCAAUAUUUCUGUGAUCAUUUUUUGUUUCAUGUAAUAAUAGAUCUAGUAAGUUAAUUCAAAUCCUACAGACUAAUGAAUCUCUUUAAGUAAGACGAGUCUUAGUAACAACUAGCUUAUGGAAGGUCUGUGGUUCUAUCAAGUGCCUGUUUGUACCUGAAAUAAUGUCACCUUAUGACCUUUACAUUACUGAUGUGACUUACAACCUAACAAAUACAAGCAAGAACUGUUUGAAAAGUGUAUAUUCCAAAAAGAAAUUUUAACGUAAUUUCAUUUUCAAAUCAAUUAUUUGACAUCAUAAACAUUUUAAAUCUUUUUACUUUUUGUGUAUAUUUAUCAAUGAAAGUUUCAUGUAAUGAAAUAGAACUAAUUAUUUGUAAACAUUCAUUAUGACAGCACAGGAAUGUUUAAUAAAUGUAUUAAAAAAAUAUGUUUAGGAGGGGAUUUGUUCCCCAUGUUAUAAACGUCAUGUAGAAAUUUCUUUUGGGGAAGAAUAUGGAGAACGUUUUGAAACUAGACUCUUAUCUGUAUAGAAACCCUAACAUUUUAUCAUUAAUAUGUAACUGUGCCAAACUUCAUGUUCUGUGUUGUGCCUUUAGUGAGUUGCAUUUCUUAACAUAUUGUAUUUAUGUACAGGUAUGGUGUAUAUUUUCAUUACAUGGAGCCAAGGUAUCUGACUCUUUAGGGAGGGAUUGUGGGUUCGGGUUUUUGUUAGGGUAAUGGCGUUGUAUCUUAAUAUGCCACCAGUACUUGUUUAUUAGGAGAAGUGGACUAGAAAGCGGUCAAUAUCAAGCUUAAAACUAUUAUUGCAUUUUAGCUGAAACAAUAGAUAUUUAAUUCAUUUUAAACAAAAUAUUCUAUGCUUAAAUAUCUUGGGUUUUACUCAGGUGCCUGUUUGUGUAUGAAAUAAUGCACAGAAGGGCGCCUGAGGUCUUCCUCCAUCAGUUAAGCUUGAAAGUCACCAUGUCACUUCUACUGUGUUGUUGCUAUGUAAAACCAAACAAAAAAAAUUAGAUGUCUUGUCAGUUUUGACUAUCAGAGUGUAGUUUAUAUAAUAUAUAAUGUGGUAACUACUGAUUUUCAAAACACACCAAAUUAGUUUUGUGUUGAAAAUUGUAAACAACGUUCAUAGAAAUAAUGAAAUUUACACCAAACUGUCCUAGAAUAGAAUAUCUUGAGUUAUUUAUAUAUAUAUAUAAUUAUAUGCUUACGAUUUUUUUUUUGAUUUUUUUUUAUUUUUUUUUUAUAUAUAUAGAUAAUUGUGUAUUUUGUAUGAUAAACUGUAAUUAUUCUAUUGCUUUAUAAACAUAAGCUUUAAGAGAAAAGAUGUAUUAAAUGUAUAGGAUUUUAGAACCAUGAAAUCAACUGAUGUUGUUUAUAGAUGUGUUAGAUGCGAGAUCAGCUUAUCAUUUUAUAAGACUGAGACUGUAGAGUACAAUCUUUUAUAUACCAUCACUUGUCAUUUGUAUGGUUAUUAUUUUUACAUUGUUUUUCUCAUCUUCAUCAAAUGUAAUGUUUUUUUCCCAGUGCCUUAUUUUAAACCUAUAUCUGACAAAGUUUUUUUAAAACGAGUGUGUGCUUCUAAACUUUUUGAACCAGUCCAUUGUUACAGUGUGUGUACUGGGGAGGGGCUGGGGGUGUGGUGUGGCGGAGGGAUGGUAUCAAAAGUCAGUAGCAAAGUCUGGUAAGACGGCACAUACAAUGUACUACAUGUAGCUCUAUAUGUGAUGGUAUGGUAACAUCACUGUAGUAUCUUAAAUAAAAUCUAAAACUUCUUACUUGAAAAUCCAGUUAAUGAUUUUAAUUGUCAUAUUGAACUCUCAUUACUGAUUUUGUAGUAUGGUUUUUUUAUAACAAAGGGAGAUAAUAGAUAUUUUAAUGAUGAUGUAUAUAGAGUUUUCUUGUUUAUUUUUAUUCACCUUUUAAGUUACAAUCACAAAUUUAAGUUUUUUUGUCAGUCUGAAAUAUUGAUAACAACAUAUUUUGAAGUCAUGUUAUUUUAUAAUUAUUUUUACUAUUUUAUAUGAGUUUUAAGACAUCCAAAUUUUGAUUUAGGGUAAGAUUUUAUCAUAAAGUAACAUAUACAGUUUAAAGAGGUGCCAUCUAUAUCUCCAGAUCUCUAUGCAAGCAACAAACAUAAUGUGUUUCAUAUGAACACGUCAUUUUAACUAGUGUAACUAAUGAUAUCACUAAGCUUUUUUCUAAAUAAUACAACAUUAUCCAAAUUUGAUUAAAAAUAUAUGUGUACAUAUAUAUGACAUCAUAUGAUAACUAUAUGUAUGAUGUUAUCCCACAGAUUUUGUCAAAUAUUUAGUAUCACAGCAAAUGUGAUGAAACUGGGGAAAGACUUUUUUUUGGAAGUUUAGAAAUGUUAUCAUCAUUGCAAGAGAUAUAUAAAUAAAAUAUUUCAGUGACAAUUUUAGUAGAAUAUAGGCACUUAUAGGAGUGUAGUACAUGUGUACUCUUGAAAAUUUUGAUGAUGUUGUUUGAAACUUGAAACCAUCAUUGUGAACCUUAUACUGCUGUAUUACCUGGGAAUUAGUUACCUCUGUUUUAUAUAAAGAAAUGGUAAGAAAUGAUACAAGGGGAGUCACAAUGAUCUUCCUAGUUAGUUUGGUCUGGAAUUUGUGUAUUGAUUUUUUUUCCUCCAUAUUUUCUCCAAACAAGCUUUAUGUUCUGAAAUAAUUGCUGUUUUAGCAAUGGUUGUAUAUAUACCUUUUUUUUCUGUUUGCAUUUGCUUUACUGUAGUUUUCCCCCUUAUUUUAUAAAUAGAAACAAAUUACAGGAAUUGAAAGCAAUGAAAUCCAUUUUUAUGUCAUAAUGAAAACAGAACUGUAUGCAUAAUGAUAACAAGUUAACAACAUAAAAAUUCUCUUUCAUAAAAUAUAUAUAUUAAAUAUAUUAGUCACUAUCUUCAUUCUUAGAAAAUGAAGAGUUGGUUUGGAGAUUUUUUUCUCAAGUUUUAAGAUUAUGCAAGUCAUAAAAAAACGCUUUUGUGUUGAUUUAUUAUAUUGAUAAUUAAUAUGGGUAAAUUGAAAUAUUCUUUAUUUAUUUUACUGAUAUUUCAUUGGUAGUUCCUAAAGAAAACCCACUCAAGUUGCGAAUUAUUUGUUAUAGAUCUAUUCAUUUAGUUUGUUCUGUAAAAUCAUCUGACACAAAACUUAUUAUUAUUCUUCAGUAUACGUAAAAAAGUAAAAACGCAACAUUGUUUUUAAAUUUAAAAAAGAGAGAAGAAGCGGUGCUAUACCAUUAACAGUUUGUUUGCUUAUUUUUUUAAACUUUAUUUAUAUUUUAUUUUAUAUAAGUGUAUACCAUACUCUUAAACUGAAUCAGUUUGUAAUAAAUUGUACUUAGUAUUCUAGUAAAUAAAAAUCUGUGUAUUAGUGUAUACAUUAUUAUAGUAAAAUUAGUAAUUUGGUGAUACUGCAGAGUUACCAAACACAAAAUGUGUUCUUUCUACCAAAUUUCUAUUCAUUUAGGUGAUCAUGUUAUCUUACCUACUCUUGGACAGAGCUCAAAUGGGUUAACAUGUUUUGUUUGUUUUUCAAAAAAAUCUGGUAUUUUAGUUACUUACCUGUUUGAUUCAGUCUCAAAUUUAAUCUACCUCUAAACUGUGAAAUUUCCAUGCAGAGCUUCUUUGAUUAGACACUACUAAAAGAAACUAUUUAUAAAAAAAAACAAGUAUCAAAAAAAUAACCUAGAAUCAAGAAACAGGUAAUUUGGAUUAUUCAUGACAAUUAUGCUUGCUUUGAUUUUUAUAUCCCUGUCUGAAAUUUUGUAUUAAAAUAAACCAUUGUUAAAAUA
This is a messenger RNA of Ruditapes philippinarum (Manila clam), 9642 nucleotides long. Its product is annotated as laminin subunit gamma-1-like. NCBI's taxonomy places the organism in Eukaryota, Metazoa, Mollusca, Bivalvia, Venerida, Veneridae. The record is from RefSeq and is a predicted model, not a curated record.